AUGGAAAAUGAUAGCAUAUUCAAAACUAUGGCAUCGUGUUUUGCCUUGCUACUUUUGUAUGUGAUGAUUAGAUUUGUGAAUAUCAUAUGGUGGAGACCCAGAAAUACUGAGAAAAUAUUGAGUAAGCAAGGGAUUAGAGGAUCUUCAUACAAGCUUUUUACUGGAGACACUUCAGACAUGAAAGACUCUGUCCAAAAGGCAUUAUCAAAAGCCACCUCCCUCAACCAUCAAAUCAUCCCUCGAGUCAUCCCUUUCCUGCACAAAAUGGUUCAGCAACAUGGAAAUAUUUCAUUGUGUUGGUUUGGAAGAAGACCAAGACUCAUAAUAGCAGAUGCAGAGCUUACACGAUUGGUUUUAACAAAUAAGAAUGGGCACUUUGUGAAACCACCACGAAACCCCCUCAUCAAACUUCUAUCUUUAGGAUUGUCUUCAUUGGAAGGCGAAACUUGGACCAAACGCAGAAGAGUAGUAACAUCAGCUUUCCACCUUGAGAAGUUGAAGGCAAUGGUGCCAGCAUUUUCAAGCAGCUGUUACAACAUGAUCGAGCGAUGGGAAAAAUCAGUAGAAACUGAAGGAUGGUGUGAAUUGGAUGUUUGUUCAGAAUUCAACAUUCUUACUGGUGAUGUAAUAGCUCGAACUGCCUUUGGAAGUAGCUACCAAGAAGGAAAGAAAAUUUUUGAACUGCAAAAGGAACAAGCUAUCUUGGUCAACGAAGCCUUAAACAGCCUCUAUAUCCCAGGUUUCAGAUUCUUACCAACAACAAAGAACAAGCGUAGGUACAACCUAGAUAUCCAAAUCAAAACUAUAUUGCGAGACAUUAUUCAGAAGAAAGAGCGAGCAAUGAAAGAAGGUGAAGUAAAAGAACAUGAUUUACUAAGCAUACUACUACAGUGUAGAGAACAGAGUAAUUCUUUAACAACAGAUGAUGUGAUUGAGGAAUGCAAGUUGUUUUACUUUGCUGGCCAAGUGACCACAGCCAACCUACUUGCAUGGACUAUGAUUGUUUUAUCUAUGCAUCUUGAUUGGCAAGAAAAGGCAAGAACAGAGGUGUUGGAGAUUUUUGACAAAACAACACUUGAUUAUGAAGGCAUAAACCACCUCAAGAUAGUGUCAAUGAUAUUGUAUGAAGUUCUGAGAUUAUAUCCUCCCAUAACAGUGCUUAGCAAAUACAAUUGGUGUGAAACAAGGGUGGGAAACUUGUCCAUACCAGCAGGGGUUGAAUUUUGUUUACCUCUGUUACUUGUUCAUAAUGAUAGCAACUAUUGGGAUAAGCCAGAAGAGUUCAACCCAGAAAGAUUUAAUGAAGGGGUUUCAAAAGCUUCAAAGGAUCACAUUGCUUUCUAUCCUUUUGGUUGGGGCCCAAAAACUUGUCCUGGCCAAAACUUUGCCUUCUUAGAAGCAAAGAUGGCUCUGGCUUUGAUUCUUCAGCACUUCUCUUUCCAACUCUCACCCACUUAUUCUCAUGCUCCAACUACUUGUAUUACUCUUAAGCCACAACAUGGAGCUCCCAUUAUUAUUCGUCGCAUUAAGUCUUCUAAAUUAAGUUAG
Molecule: messenger RNA, 1548 nt
Organism: Sphenostylis stenocarpa
Lineage: Eukaryota; Viridiplantae; Streptophyta; Magnoliopsida; Fabales; Fabaceae
Source: the annotation of a GenBank genome assembly